Molecule: messenger RNA, 872 nt
Organism: Scaptodrosophila lebanonensis
Lineage: Eukaryota; Metazoa; Arthropoda; Insecta; Diptera; Drosophilidae
Exons: 2
Coding region: 10-708 (232 amino acids)
Source: RefSeq, a predicted model, not a curated record
AAUAGUGAAAUGAGCGGCAGUUUUGUUCCAAUAAAUGUACCGGAGUGGGACGUAGACAAAACGAAAUUAUUCCUGACUCUGUACAAUAGCAGGAAACACGAGUUUCGAGACCCAUGUAUAAAGAAAAGGGACUUGUGGCAGGAAAUAAUCAGCGUGAUGGAGAAGGAGUGUGACAUGCAUGGCUUGGACCCUAUCAAGGCGGACAGAAAGUUUCGCAAUUUAAAGCAAAAAUACGAUAAUUUAAUGGAUCAUGCCAAGAAAUACGGUACCACCAAAACAUCCUGGACCUACUUUAGAGAGAUGCAACAAAUUUAUUGCGACUCACCGUCGGUAGCUCCAUACCACUCUGUAUCUUCGUAUCCCAGUUUCGAGGAAAACGAUCCGAAGCAAGAAACAAACAUGCAGGGACUAAAUGUAGAAUGUAUAAUUAAAGAGGAGCAGUCGCGAAGCAGUUUCUGUUCGGACAGUGCUUCGUCAUCAAUACUUUCCGUGGGCAACAAUAUUUCAGCAUUACCGCCUGAGAAAAAACGCAAGAUGGAAGAGCACAGGCAACCCUCUAUGCAGGAAGAAGAAAAUUUGGAUCCAGACGAGCGUCGGUUAGAGGUCCUUAGUGGGAUUCGAGAUGCGCUCGAGAGGGCUAAUGAUAUACAGGCCGAAAGGAAUGAACUUUUAAAAGAGUAUAUUGCGAUUCAAUCCAGAAAUAACUAAAAUAUACAUAUUUUCUAUACGAUUUAAUAUUAGGAACACGUUUUCGUUGCUCGUAGGCAUCCUCUGCGCAUAUUUGAUUGUCAACAAAGUUAUUGGGCGGCAUAAAAAUUUUGGAUACCGCCUCUUCAUCGAUGUCAUCUUCUUCAGCCGUAUCCUCGUUGAUU